CUCCCACUUGCCGGCCUGCCCGCCUGCCCGUCCAAGUGCAGCCCUCCGCACUGUUACAGCAUGACUCUCUGGGAUGGAGAGCUGCCUUUCUAUCCCCAGACCCUGCAUGCCGCCAGCUUCAGCGCCCCGCUGCUCAUUGUCAUUGUGGUGUUCUUGGCCUUGGCCGUCAGCUUCUUGCUCAUCUUGCCCGGGAUUCGAGGCCACUCGCGCUGGUUCUGGUUGGUGAGAGUUCUCCUCAGUCUGUUCAUAGGCGCAGAAAUCGUGGCCGUGCACUUCAGUGCAGAAUGGUCAGUGGGUAGAGUGAGCACCAACACAUCCUACAAGGCCUUCAGUGCAGCCCGCGUCCAAGCCGACAUUGGUCUGCACGUGGGCCUAGAGGGAGUUAAUAUUACACUCACAGGAAUCCCAGUGCUGCAGCUGAAUGAGACCAUCUACUACAACGAGCAAUUCAGGUGGCGUCUGGGCGAGAACUACGCCAAGGAGUACACGGAGGCGCUAGAGAAGGGGCUGCCGGAUCCAGUUCUCUACUUGGCCGAGAAGUUCACUCCGAGCAGCCCUUGCGGGCUCCACCGCCAGUACCGCCUGGCGGGACACUAUGCUUCAGCCACGCUGUGGGUGGCGUUCUGCCUCUGGCUCCUCUCCAACGCGCUGCUCUCCAUGCCGGUCCCGCUUUACGGAGGCCUGGCGCUCCUGGCCACCGGUGCCUUCUCGCUCUUCUCUGUCCUGUCCUUCGUCUCCAUCUCCAGUUUGCCGCUCUGCCCGCUCCGCUUCGGCUCCUCCGCGCUCACCAGUCACUAUGGUGCCGCCUUUUGGGUGACUCUGGCUACCGGCAUCCUGUGCCUCUUCCUCGGAGGGGCCGUGGUGAGUCUUCACUACGCUCGCCCCCGCGCUCUUCGAAUCUUCUUGGACCAAAGCGUCAAGAACCGCGGUAACCAGACGAGAGAGGACUCGCCUGUCAACUUUAGCAACCCAGUACACAAGCAGCUCGAGGCCUCGGACUUAACGAUCAGUACUAGCCUGUGA
Molecule: messenger RNA, 1023 nt
Organism: Pteronotus mesoamericanus
Lineage: Eukaryota; Metazoa; Chordata; Mammalia; Chiroptera; Mormoopidae
Gene: DUOXA2
Product: dual oxidase maturation factor 2
Exons: 6
Coding region: 61-1023 (320 amino acids)
Biological process (GO): protein transport
Cellular component (GO): endoplasmic reticulum membrane
Source: RefSeq, a predicted model, not a curated record